Messenger RNA from Misgurnus anguillicaudatus (oriental weatherfish), 1619 nucleotides. The record is from RefSeq and is a predicted model, not a curated record. Lineage: Eukaryota; Metazoa; Chordata; Actinopteri; Cypriniformes; Cobitidae.
CCAAGCCGGAUGUUGACGACGUCAUCACUAUGCGAAGAUAUUUGAGUCUCUCAAAAGACAUGUCCGUGUCAAACUCUGAUCAUGGAUAUUCAUCGAUUCAUAAAACACGGAACCCAACAGAAAGAAGACCAUGGCAUUGUUAAAGAGAGCUAACUAGGUAGUGAAGAGAACUAAAAAGAAGCCUCUUGCAUUGGAAGUUUGAUUCCACACAAUGUACAUAUGGCUGCCGUUAUGAGGAUCCCAAAGCUAGCCUUUAUCUUUAUUUUUGUGGUCUGCCUGGUGGUCUACCUCACCUACGUCAAACGUCAUUACGAUGACUCGAAAUCAUCAGUAUCUGACCACCUGCUCCAGUAUACGAAUGAUCCUCAUCAACAUUCAUCCUCAGCACAGGUGGUCAGUGAAAACUUCCAGUAUGGAAUAAUGUUUGAUGCUGGAAGCACUGGAACCAGAAUUCAUGUCUUCCAAUUCCAGGUGGAGCCAAACGAAGCCCCUAAAUUAGCCCAUGAGACAUUUCAAGCAAUUAAACCUGGACUAUCUGCAUAUGCUGAUGAUCCAGAAAAGAGUAAAGCGGGGCUGUUGGAAUUGUUGAAGGUGGCCAAAGACACAGUGCCUGAAUCAAUGUGGAGUUCAACGCCUCUGAUGCUCAGAGCCACAGCCGGGCUCAGACUGUUGCCUGGUGAGAAGGCCACCAUCCUGCUGGACAAGGUGAAGGAGGUCUUUAGCGAAUCUUUAUUCCUCUAUAGUCCAGACAGCGUGUCAAUCAUGGAUGGUACAGAUGAAGGCAUGUCUGCUUGGAUUACCAUUAACGUUUUAAUAGGGAGUCUUCAUGGUUCAGAUACACCAACAGUAGGCAUGCUGGAUUUAGGUGGAGGCUCAACCCAGAUCACGUUUGCUCUAAGGGAUGAAAAAACCAUUCAGACCUCACCUAUUGAUUACGUGACAUCGUUUCAGAUGUUCAACAUCAGUCACGCCCUCUACUCACACAGUUACCUUGGUCUGGGGUUGAUGUCAGCCAGACUUGCAGUGUUGGGAGGGAGCGAGGGACAGCCUUUAGAGGGAACACAUGAGUUGGUGAGUCCAUGUCUGGCCCCAGAUUAUUCUGGACAAUGGGAGCAUGCUGAAGUAAUAUACACAGUUAAAGGGCAAAAAGCAGGAGAGCCCAUUUAUGAGUCAUGCUUAAGAAAAGUGGAGAAGAUGAUUUACAAACAAGUGAGAAAAGCAGAGGAAGUUAAAGACAUUGACUUCUACGCAUUCUCAUACUAUUAUGACAGAGCUGUGGAUCUAGGCCUCAUUGAGGAAAGCACCGGUGGGACUGUGAGAGUGGAGAAAUACAUUGAAGGUGCUAAAACAGUCUGCAAUAAUAUGUCAGCCGGGGAAAUACAGGAGAAUCCAUUUCUGUGUUUGGAUCUGACCUACAUCUCGGUCCUUCUCCAGGAUCUCGGCUUUCCUCCUGAUAAAGAGCUAAAGUUGGCAAGAAAGAUAAAUGACGUAGAGACAAGCUGGGCUCUUGGGGCCACUUUCCAUUGCAUUGAGUCAAUUCGUAAUCAAGGAAGGUGUUGAAAGCAGACACUCCUGAAGUUUGUACUACUCCAGUAAACCCAGUAAAGCACUGACAGUUU